Aureobasidium musti is the source of this 2655-nucleotide messenger RNA. NCBI's taxonomy places the organism in Eukaryota, Fungi, Ascomycota, Dothideomycetes, Dothideales, Saccotheciaceae. The record is from the annotation of a GenBank genome assembly.
AUGGAUACAAGACAUGAUUCAUUCCAUGGCUCCGAGGACAAGAGAGAUUCUGUUGGUUUCACAGAUCCACCUAGCUCGCCUCUGAGUUCUGUUCCUGGUGACUUCGAAUCUCAGCAAGUCCCACUGGAUCUGCAAAACAUGUUUAUGCCUGGCAGCCCUGUCUUUCACAGAGAGUCUAGCCUUCCUUCCGUUUCCAGCAGUGCUGCUGUGGGCACUAUUCGUGUCGCCUCGCCUGAGAAUGCACUCUUUGAGUCAACACUGUUCGUCCGCAGGUCCGAACGAAAGCGCAAAACACCUCGAUACUUAGAGCCCGACGAUACUGCUGACAUCUCACAACCUGAGACACCUGAGACACCCGAGCGCCCAGUCAAGCAGAGAAAGACUUCUCAACCCAGAAAAGCUCGCAAUAGUCGUGGAAAGAAUCUUGCAACCGCAUCCACGUCUCACGUCGACGACUCGUCCGUAUCGCCUGAAGAAGUCAAGGAGCCUGUGUCAAACACAGAGCAAACGGAGAUGUCAAAGAUCAUCAAGAUCAAGGUCAAUCCCGAAAGGCUUGGCCAAGUUCUUGGUUCAAUACCUCCUUCUCCGUCCGCUGCUUUGCCGUCGCCUGAGCCAGUUCCGCAAACGAGCCCUGAUUCAGAACCUAAUGUUUCGCUUCCUGCAUCUCAGCCCGCUCUUGAUGCCGUUGAACACGACUUGAUUGCACUCUCUCUAGCUGUCACGAAGAAAGUUGCCAUCGCCCAGAAACCACUUCCUCGUGGGCAACCAGAGAUUUGGGCAGAAAACCGCCACACUCUUUGCGAGAGCCUGACUGGACUCUAUGCAUCUUGGCAAGGCUCUUAUUACGGCAAGAGUGGCGUGGCUAAGGCUUUCAUGCUCGACGGCAACGGCCAUGUACGAGAUCAUCUAGACGAGAACGUCAUCAUCCUGCGAGCUAGCGGCAGCAUGGCAAAAGAUGGCGACAACGGUAUGAAGCAGCGUGAAGACCAAGAACCGAACCAUCAAUACCACGCCAUGGUCAAUGCCAUCACUCAGCAAAGCCCAUUGGCUGUGAUUUGUGGCGACAAGAACAGCCAAGUGUCCAGCAAGAUGCCGCACAAGUACAAUUCACUCGACUGGUACAAAGCCACUCAUGUCUGGACCGAGCGAGACAGGUUCAACGUUAUCAAAUAUCGUCUGGAGAAGCUCAAUUCAGACACAGCUGCAUGGUGGGUUCCCGCAGACUUUGAACCUGUUAUCGAGCUUGGCGCACUUGGAUCACCUCUCAAACAGCACUGCGAUUCUUGCAGCAACGAGUACGACCAGAUUUAUCUGUGCGGUUGGCUGUGCCUGAACAGCAAAUGUGAGAAAUUCUGGUGUUUACCUGACGGCAAUACACCCGAUGCUGCACAGCUGAUCUACGAUCCUCGUUUCCUAAAGCAAAAGACUCCUUGGGCCAAUGAGCAGGCACCUAUCAACUUCCGCUUCUCCUUGUAUACUACAUCUGCAAUCGCAGGCGAAGAUUAUAAAGCGGAGAACCUUCGUGGCAUGACUUGUCCUGAAUGCGGUAAAUGCAACGCACGCAUCAAAUGGGAAGGUUGGGAAUGCACAGGCUGCGGCUUCGAACACAAGCCGAAGAUGACGCCUCUACCUGCAGCUUCAAUCCAGGAUCAGAACUACCCAGUCACUGAUGCUUAUCCUUCAUCGCACGACUCUGCCCUUCCCCACGUCAAGAUCUCGGUCAAGUUCUCACACAACUACCGCUGGAUCACUUACAAGUUCAAGGUGUCGGCUACUGAAGAAGGCGAAGUUGUCCACGGCAUCGCGAACAAGGUCGUGCGCGAGGAGGUCCAAGGCCCCAAUGAGAUGUGGGAGGACCUCCAAACCAACUGCCACGGAUUGGUGCGCAGAGAACUGUCGAAUGCUCUCAUGAAUUCUUUCACCAUCAACUAUGGUAUGCCAUACAAGUUUAUCGCCGCGGGUGACAGUCUUCCCUUCACAGACGCGCCCUGGCCUGUUACGGAAGCAGUCUCUCGUCUCAAUUGGGCAGACCGAAUCACAUCAGGGAAUGCCGUCAAGGACAAGGAAAAGUUCAAUGAACUGUACCUGGUCGCAUAUCUUCAAGACCAGUCAAUGAACUACCACGAUGAUGGAGAAAAGGGCCUGGGUUCGACUGUCGCUACUCUCUCCCUCGGUGCUCGAGCCGAAAUGGGAUUCAGACCCAAAUCAUUUUUCUUUCAUGGCAUGAAGAGCAUCGACUACAACCGCAAGAGAAUGACUGUCAUGACCAAGGAUGAACCUCUUCCUGAGUUCCCCAACUAUGAGCUGCGUAAGCAAUAUCUUGUGGAGAUCAGAGAUGCCAAUCUCUCUGAGGGUGAAGAGAAGCAAAGACUUGCUGAGAUGGCUACUGCACUUCGCGCAGCAUAUCCGCCCAAACAGAGCUGUACCAAGGUUGAGGAUUGGGUCAGACUAUCCCUCGGCCACGGUGACAUCGUCAUCAUGCGCGGCGCCCAUCUUCAAAAAUACUACGAACACGGUGUCACCCCCAAGGGUCUCAUGCGUUACGCUUUGACCUGCCGUACAGUCCUGCCUGGACAUCUCAAGGAAUCAGAAUUGCCCGACUACGAAGUCGACCUUGUCCAGGACGAUUACGAUGGCAGCCGAAUUGCCAAGUGA